CUUUUACAUCACAACAUAUAUAAACAUUUAAAUUAUUUAUACACUAUAUUAUCAAGAAAUACAACAAUGGAGACUAAGAAUACUAAAGUUUCUACUCUUCUAUUGGUUUUUGGGCUAAUAUUGAUGUUGGGAGUCGGAAACUUGAAAAAGGUGGAUGCUCAAAGUGAUGAUGAUGACAAAAUAUGUCCUCAGUUUUGCUAUGAUAAUUUGGAUUAUAUGACUUGCCCUUCAACAGGAGAUCAAAAGCUUACUCCUUCUUGCAAUUGUUGCUUGGCACCAACUGAUGGUUGCAUCCUUCACUUUAACAAUGGAGAUGCACCCAUUGUUUGCUAGUUAAAUUUGUCCUUGAAUGAAAUAAUCAUAUGGAUUAUCAAGUCUUAAUUGCUUUUAUUAUCUCGUAUUAGUAUAAUAAUAAUGAUUGGUCAUAGCUAAAAUGAUCGAAGUUAUGUUCAUGCAUUGGACUAGUAUAAUAGUCCUUGAAUGAAAUAAUCAUAUGUAAUUACAUUGUAAUGCUUGUAUGUUAACGUAUUGUUGUACGGCUUGUACCAUUAAUGAAUAAGUUCAUUGAAAAAUAUAAUUUUAAUUG
Messenger RNA from Chenopodium quinoa (quinoa), 586 nucleotides. Its product is annotated as proteinase inhibitor PSI-1.2-like. Gene Ontology annotation, molecular function: serine-type endopeptidase inhibitor activity. The record is from RefSeq and is a predicted model, not a curated record. The transcript is spliced from 2 exons. Bases 67 to 333 code for a protein of 88 amino acids. Lineage: Eukaryota; Viridiplantae; Streptophyta; Magnoliopsida; Caryophyllales; Amaranthaceae.